Messenger RNA from Ixodes scapularis (black-legged tick), 1583 nucleotides. It is a transcript of the gene Naxd, whose product is annotated as ATP-dependent (S)-NAD(P)H-hydrate dehydratase. The record is from RefSeq and is a predicted model, not a curated record. The coding region runs from base 444 to 1355 and encodes 303 amino acids. Lineage: Eukaryota; Metazoa; Arthropoda; Arachnida; Ixodida; Ixodidae. Gene Ontology annotation, biological process: metabolite repair. The transcript has a single exon. Gene Ontology annotation, molecular function: ATP-dependent NAD(P)H-hydrate dehydratase activity.
UCUCGAUCUUCUUCCUUUUCCACUGUCACGGCUACAGCCAACUACAGCCCCUACAGGCACUGUAGUUACAUGCUAUUAUAACGACUCGGGCGUUUUAUAAUACACAUGUGAUGAUGCCAUGAUUUAAUAAUGGCCUCGUCACAUCCAGGGCAUACAUGCAGCCGAUGUGGUAGGUGCUGUCACCUUACGUGGAUUCGUGUCUUGCUUUUAACAGCGGUCUAUUACGUGCAUAAAGUCACGAGUCAUCACGUUCAGCCAGCUGACUGAGAUUGAGGUCCCUACCUAUGGUCCCUGCGUUCGGGAUCAUAAGGCCCUGGAUCUAGAGACCCGAAAUUAGAGUUUUGAGUGUCGGCAGUCAGCUCGGACAACCCUCCGUAUUGCUCCGAACCAAGAGCCAUCCCGGUGCCCCGUUUAGACGGACCACGAGAACUUCCGCAGAGGUCAUGGUACCCCACGUCCCCGAAGGCUGCAGCGUCCAGCAGCAACUCGUAUGUUCGGUGAUCCCGCCUCUCAACUCUGAGCGCCGCAAGGGCCAAGCCGGCCGCGUCGGCAUCGUCGGAGGUUCCGCCGAAUACACCGGGGCACCGUACUUCGCGGCCAUGGCCGCGCUACGCACCGGCGCCGACUUGGUACACGUCUUCUGCCAUCCCAGUGCGGCCACGGCCAUCAAAGCUUACAGUCCCGAGUUGAUUGUGCACCCGACGCUAGACGCCGCAGUGACGUGCCUCCCGCGUCUCCACGCGGUCGUCGUGGGGCCCGGUUUGGGCCGCGACGUGGAGGCAAGCUGGAUGCCGACUCUCUUCAACCGAAUCCGGGAGCAAGGCCUUCCCGUGGUCGUGGACGCGGACGGCCUGCUCUACGUCACCCAAAACCCAGAUUUAAUACGCGGUUACUCCAGAGCGAUCCUAACUCCGAACGCGGUAGAGUUGGACCGUCUCUAUCGGGCAGUCUUGGGCAGCCCGCCACGCGAGAACGCCGUGCCCGAGCUCGCGCGUGCCUUGGGGCACGUCACUGUCUUGGCUAAGGGUUCGGAGGACAUUAUCUCGGACGGACAUCGCUUGCUCCGUUGCACAGAGCAAGGCAGCCCGCGUCGGUGCGGAGGACAAGGGGAUCUCGUGAGCGGUUCACUGGCUCUGUUCGCCUUCUGGAGCCACUCUGCGCACGAUACUCCUGGAGAGGCGAGCAAGCGGGAGAACUCCGAGUACGGGCCGGCUAUGAUUGCUGCGCUGGGAGCGGCCAUGUUGGUGCGUCGGUGUGGCCGGCUGGCCUUCCAGAAGAUGGCCAGGAGCACAUUAAGUUCAGAUAUGUUGGCCGAGGUGCGGACCGCAUUUAGCAUGCUGUUUCCCGUCGAUUGAUGGAAGGCACCGCAUCUUGUUCAACUUUUACGAGAUUGGACUGUUGAGUGCCGGUAAUUCUAGUCUUGCAGGUUUCUGUGGUUUAGGAACUGCUACAGACAGACCUCAUCAAUGACUAGAUAUAUGCAAGAGCCAGGCACGCAACAAAUGGAUGCCUUCUUCAUUUCUUUCCCCAUCUAUUUCCACUUGCGUGUUGAGGUGAAAAAUAAAAGCAUUUCUAUUGCAUUA